AUGCCAAAAGGCAAGUGGAUCAACAAAAAGACAGCCCAACAUUUCACCCUCGUUCAUCGACCUCAAAAUGAUCCCCUUAUACACGACGAGGCGGCUCCGUCCAUGGUGCUGAACCCAACAUCAAAGCCCAAUGAGUCUAAGGGAAAGAAGCUUGACGACCUAGCUUCCGAAUAUGGAAGUCAAAUUCGUGAAAAUGAGGGCGAAGCCGCAGCUCACGGCGUCUAUUUCGACGAUACGGAAUAUGACUACAUGCAGCACUUGAGAGAUUUAGGCACAGGAACCGGUGGUGGUGAUGUUGUGUUCGUCGAGGCGGACGUCGCCAAAGACAAGGGCAAGGGCAAGCAGAAGCAAUCCUUGGAAGAUGCAUUGCGACAGAUUGACCUCGAAAGCGCCGAUGCAAAGAAGCGCGAACUACUCGAUGAAGACUUCCUGCCUUCGAAGAACCUCCAGCGGUUGACGUACCAGAAUCAACAGGAAAUCCCCGACAUUAUCAGAGGUUUCCAGCCUGAUAUGGACCCCAGCCUGCGAGAGGUACUCGAAGCACUCGAGGACGAGGCAUAUGUCGAUGAAGAGGACGAUGACAUCUUCCAACAAUUGACCAAAGAAGGUCGCGAACUCGAAGACUUUGAAUUCGGCCAGUUCGAAGAUGACGACGGCUGGGAGAGCGACGCUACUGCCAAACCCACGAACGAAUUCAACGAUGGAAACAACGACAGUAGAGUACCAGAUCUGGUAUCUGUGCCCGGCGCUGAAGAAGCUGAGGAAGAGGCAGAUCAAGUAGGCUGGUUGGACGACUUUAAAAAGUUCAAGCAAGACCAGAAAACGGGCAGGAAACCAUUGGGUGCGACACCUUCACAGUCAGAUCUACAAUCCUCCCUCAUGACAACGACGACAAACGGUGGUCGAACGAAGAGGAGAAAGGGUGCGAUGACGUCUCAAUCGGGGUACUCGAUGACUUCUUCAUCUCUCGUUCGAACAGAACAGCUAGGCAUUUUGGACGCACGUUUCGACAAAAUCGAAGAGGAGUACAACGCCGACAUGGAUGACGAGAUGGGAUCGGUAUCUGGAGUCUCGGCGGUAUCCAGCGUCACAGGCACCGUCAGAUCGGAUUUUGACGGUAUGUUGGAUGAGUUCCUCGGCAAUCACUCGAUGCGUGGCAAGAAAUUUGUGCGCAAGACGGGCCCGCAAAGCGGCAUAGCUGAACUGGAUGAGAUUCGGAAAGAAUUGGGACCGGCUAGAUUCAGGACGAAGAGUGCCAAGAAGACUGGGGUUAAGUCGUAA
Molecule: messenger RNA, 1281 nt
Organism: Pseudomassariella vexata
Lineage: Eukaryota; Fungi; Ascomycota; Sordariomycetes; Amphisphaeriales; Pseudomassariaceae
Product: Low temperature viability protein
Exons: 2
Coding region: 1-1281 (426 amino acids)
Biological process (GO): ribosomal small subunit export from nucleus; ribosomal small subunit biogenesis
Cellular component (GO): cytosol; preribosome, small subunit precursor; nucleus
Source: RefSeq, a predicted model, not a curated record